This is a messenger RNA of Gadus chalcogrammus (walleye pollock), 7791 nucleotides long. RefSeq names its product solute carrier family 22 member 13-like. NCBI's taxonomy places the organism in Eukaryota, Metazoa, Chordata, Actinopteri, Gadiformes, Gadidae. The record is from RefSeq and is a predicted model, not a curated record. Gene Ontology annotation, cellular component: membrane. Bases 168 to 1721 code for a protein of 517 amino acids. Gene Ontology annotation, molecular function: transmembrane transporter activity. Gene Ontology annotation, biological process: transmembrane transport. The transcript is spliced from 10 exons.
AAUUUACCUUCGACGUCUUUCCACAUGGAUCCUGCAUGUUGUUUCCAUGUCUUCCCCAUGUUCUCUUUCAAAGAUAAUGAACAAAAAGGUUAAACAUUGAUGGACUAGAUUAUUUAAAACAAUCUUGUGAGUAACGUCUCCGGGCAGAGGUUUUCAUUCAGGGCACCAUGGCGGACUUCGGAAUGAUGUUGAGGGCUGCUGGAGACUUUGGAUUAUUUCAGAAGAUUCUACUCAUAGCCAUAUGGUUUCCCUUCCUUUUACUAUCGUUUAUCUUUGCCAGUGUCCUCUUCGCUGACUCUGACCCAGAGCGCCACUGUAACACGGACUGGAUCCUGGGGGCCGGUCCCAACCUGACAGAAGAGGAGCAGCUGAACCUGACCGUUCCCCGGGAGCCAGACGGCUCCCUCAGCCGGUGUCUGAUGUACGCUCCGGUGAACUGGACCCUGGACUCCAUCCGCCAGUAUGGCCUGAACCACACCACCGCCUGCCGGGACGGAUGGGUGUACGACCAGACCCUGUACCAGGCCACCAUAGUCACCGAUUUUGAUCUAGUUUGUGACAAGGCGAACGAGUUGGCAGUGGCCCAAACGGUGUUGGGGGCCGGCAUUCUUAUCGGUUCGCUACUGUUCGGACCUUUAGGAGAAUCGUUUGGCCGCAGACGGACCACUCAGAUUCCAGUGCUGUUCCUUUUUAUAUUCACGCUCACAGGUGGCCUUAGUCCCAACUACUACUUAUAUCUGGCCUCCCAGUUUGGGGCAGGUAUGGGGUAUGGGGGCUUCCGGAUGAACGCCAUCGUGCUGAUGACUGAGUGGAUAGGGAUAACCAAGCGCUCCCUGGGCGCGUGUGGGGGCCAGUUCUCUGGGGCUGCCGGGCUGGCGUGUAUGUCGGGGAUCAACUACCUAACCCGUGAUUGGAGGCUGGCUCAGUUGGUCAUGGCGGUGCCGAUGGGCCUGGCUGCUGUCUACAUAUGGUUUAUACCGGAGUCGGCCCGCUGGCUGCUGGACAGGGGGAGGACAGAGGAGGCCAAAGAGUUGAUCCUCAAAGCAGCGGCCAUCAACAGACGCACCGUUCCAGAAUCCCUAUUCGAAAAGAUUACAGUGAAUAAAACUGUGGAGAAAGGGGGCAUAUGGGUCCUUAUCAAAUCACCUGUGCUUCGAAAACGCUUCCUGAUCAUAGUAUUUGCAUGGUUUGCAGUGAGCCUCACCUUUAUCUGCCUCGGGUUUAACGUGGGGAAGUUUGGGCUGGACAUCUUCCUGACCGAGCUGCUGUUCGGACUCACAGAGUUACCGGCUCAUCUGCUGUGCUUCUGGCUGUUGGAGCUCGCAGGCAGGAAGUUAUGCCUGAUGUUCACCAUCCUGGUGGGGAGUCUAGCGUGCCUCAGCAUCCUGGCUGUUCCCGCAGGAAAUGCCAUCGCUGUGACCGUGUUGGCCAUCACGGCGCGGAUCCUUAUGACAGUGGGUUCGAGCAUAUCCAGCGUUUACAUUCAGGAGCUGUUUCCCACGUCCGCGAGACAUACUGCAGCUGGACUAGGGGGCCUAGCGACUAGAGUGGCAGGGCUGUUGGCUCCCUCAGUCAACCUGCUGGUGGUGUACCACUACUCCAUACCCAUCUCAGUGUUCAGCAGCCUCACCUUGCUGAGUGGAGCCCUAAUCUUCCUGCUUCCAGAGACGCGCGGGAUAGAGCUGGCAGACUCCACCGCACAGGCUGAGAUCCAGAGGUGACAGGUCCAUGGUCACCAAUGGAGGAGAUUAUUGAUACGCUCCGAAGUUUGGCCGAUGAUGUGGAGAACAAUCGUGUUGAAGACACAGAUGCAGCAGAUAGAGUGCGUGUUCUGGGAGAUAGGAUAGACGACUUAUCCUCUCUGGUACGUUUUGACGCCAGUAUGGUAAACACAAAGAUUUCCCAAGUGCUACAGGCACUGGGUGCGAAACAUAGGGUCGGGAGACCCACCAUGGAGAUACCCUUGGAGGCAAUAGGAAGUGACGUAGUUCCUGCCCAGACGCUGAUUGGCUGAUACGUUUGCCACUUUGCAUAUUGACCUUUUGGAAAACGUUUUGGAUUACGUUUUGGAAAACGUUUUGCCAAAUGUUUUGCAAUGCGUUUUGCGGAUUGAAAUCUCAUUUGAAUAUCGCAACACACGGAGCGUGGCGAAGUGGAUUGCAAUCACGGAGACGCUAUAGCUUUUCAAUUUGAAUAAAGGAAUUAGAAUUUGAGAUGGAUGUAUCACUGAUAGUUUUGAGUUAUACAUUCUAGGUGCAGUGUGUAUGGUUUACUGGCCUCUAGUGGUGAGGUAGCAAAUUAAAUUAAACUGGAUUUCCACCAUCCCCAACACGACUUAGGAAAAUCUACCGUAGCCUGAAUUGGCCUGUAAGGUGCCAGUGGGUACUUCCAAAACGAAGUCAUGGUCUUUAACAGCAGCGAGUGGCAAAGUGUGCAUUGAGCUAUCAAGUUCCUUGAUAGAUUUCCUCAUUUCCUAAAUACUUCCUAAGUGUAAGAUGCUUUGAAUUAAAGUGUCUGCAAAAUGCUAUAAAUGUAACUGUAAAUUACCUGUAGUUAUUAAGUCUUUAAAACUAUGGGUAACAGUAAGUAAGUAAGUACAAUUUAUUUAUAAAAGCACAUUUAUAACUGUUUGCAGUGACCAACAUUGGAAUAAAAUGAAAAAAUAAAAGACAUGAAACCGGACAUCCACACACAACAAAGGCAGUAGUGCAGAGGUCAGGUAGUUAAUGGGGAGGGAAGGGAAGGUUGUACAGAUGGGUUUUGAGCAUUGAUUUAAAGGCAUAAAUGGAGGGGACAUCACGUAUGUCGGGUGGCAGUUGGUUCGACAGCGGAGCAGCUAUAGCGAAGGCCCGGUCACCUUUUUGUUUCAGUCUGGAGCGGGGGAUGUGUAGAAGACCCUUAUUAGAGGAUCUUAGGGACCUAGUGGCUGAGUGGGGGUGUAAAAGGUCUGAUAUAUAAGAUGGGGCCUGACUAUUAAUGGCUUUGAACACCAUAAGAACAGUCUUAAAAAUGAUCCUUUGUUGUACUGGCAGCCAGUGAAGGGAAGCAAGAACUGGAGUGAUAUGCUCCCACUUUUUCGAUCCAGUCAACAGUCUUGCUGCUGCAUUUUGAACUAUUUUGAGGAGUUAUGAGGGACUGAGGGAGACCAAGGUAGAGGGAGUUACAGUAAUCCAGCUGUGAUGUUAUGAAAGCAUGGAUGACUAUUUCCAGAUUGUGGUAUGAUAGGGUGUGCUUUAUUUUAGAGAUGGUUCUGAGCUGGUAGAAGCUGUUCUUCACGAGGAGAUUUGCUUAUUAAAGCAUAGCUCCGAAUCAAAAAUGACGCUGAGGUUUCUAGCAGAUGGUUUUAAGAAUGAGACUACCUAGGUCAGUGAAGAUGGGUUUAUUGAAUUUGGAGGGGUUAAAUAUGAUAACUUCCCAUUUGCUAUUGUUUAUUGGGGGGAAAUUAUCCCCCAUCCAGUCAUUUAUCUCCUUGAGACGCUCUAGGAGCGUCUGGCAAUCCCUGGAUCUCAGAGGAAGAUAUAAUUGUGAGUCGUCGGCGUAAAAGUGGAACGACAGGUUGUAUUUUCUUAUUAUAUUCCCCAGUGGGAGCAUAUAUAAACAGAACAGGAUUGGACCCAGGAUGGACCCCUGAGGGACCCCACAAGACAGAAGGGCAGAGGAGGAGUGCAGACCUAUGGACACUGAAAACGAUCUAUGGGAGAGGUAGGAGGAGAACCACUGCAGAGCUGAGCCCCUAAUACCAACCCACUGAUGGAGACGGGCUAGAAGAGUGGGGUGGUCUACGGUGUCAAAGGCAGCACUUAGGUCUAAUAAGACAAAAAUGGCGUUCUCACCCGUGUCUAGCGUGAGGCGUAGGUCGUUAGACAUUUUCAGCAAAGCCGUUUCAGUGCUGUGGCGUGCCUUAAAGCUGGACUGAAAGGGCUCCAAGACAAUGGCAGAGUUGAGAAAUGGCAGUACUUGAGAGAGGACUGCUUUUUCCAGAAUUUUUUUAAUGGAUGGUAGUUUAGAUAUGGGACGGUAAUUAUUUGGGCAAUUAACAUCCAGGUUAUGUUUCUUAGGCAACAGCUGGACAACCGCGUGCUUGAAACAAGAGGGAACAGUGCCAGAGACGAGGCAUGUGUUUAUAAUGAUCAGAAUGCUUGGACCUAUGGUUUCAAUGGCGUCUUUGAUGAUCUGAGAGGGGAUAGCAUCAUUGGGAGAUGUAGAGGGUUUCAUGUGCUUGAUAAUAUCUCUCAGAUCAACAAGGGUCACUGGUGAAAAAUGAUAAAAUAUAGCUGUAGCAGCUGGGGGACACGGUAAAGUGCUGGAAGCAGAGGGGGUAAAAGACAAGUUUUCUAUUUAUCAAUAAAAAACCUUAAAAAAGUUUCACAAAUCCCUGUGGAUGAUUCGACCUCUGGGGAGACUUCGGGGUUAAUAAUUGAGUUGAUGGUGCUAAAAAGGAUUUUCGGUCUGUGGGCGUGUUUGUUAAUCAUAUCUGAGAAAUGUUUGGCUCCGGCUUUCUUAGCCGCUGUCUGGAAGGCUGCUAAUGAAUUUCUUUAUAUAUGAUGAUCAAUUAAAAACGUGUCCUCUCUAAUGCUGUUUGUCCUGUCUUGGUUACAGUAGAAAUAAUGCAGUGAAAAUUGGCGGGUGUCCAUGAAAGAGGACCCGCUCCCUCAGUAGAAGUAACGAGCUCAUUCUAGGGUAAUUAAAAUAACUUUGAUUACUAAAUUCAACGGAUAUAGACUAAAUAAGACAUACUUCAAAUGGAAUAUGACAUAUAUCAAAUUCCAUUUCUUCCCUGUUCAACGAGAUGCCACUCAGUUAUACACACUGCACCUUCAAUGUAAAGUUCUAAAACAAAAAGAUAAAGUUGCUCUAACAAAGUUGAUAUUUCAAUCGUUUCCUUGUCAUGUCAAACAAGGGACGGAAAAAGAAAGAACAUUUAGAUUUCAGGGUUUGCAGAGUGACAUGCAAUUGUUUAUAGAGCACUUCCUGUUCUUGUUCACGCUGGCAGUAAGAGAGGAUAGUGACUGAAUAUGCAUCUCUGGAGAUCAGGACCCUCCGUGACCACACUAAUCCUAAAACCAAACCAUAACCCUAAAACCAAAAUCAAUUUGGAAACCCAAUCCAUCACAACAACCCUGGAACAAAAAACGGAACCAUCAAAUCCCACCCAUAAGAACCCCUACCCCUAGAACCCUAUUUAUAACUUACACACACGUAACAUAACUCUGCAACUAUCCCAUGACACAUCCUAUUUCCUUUUAUGGUCUUCAAACCCAAACCAUCAAACCCAUAAAAUGAUUGUUUCAACGUCAAUUGAUCAGAAUAACAGAUUUUUAAAUAUUGUGGCAUGGUAGUGUAUGGUUAUUUUACGUAGUCAGAAUAUAUGUUACCCCUUUUCACUGGUCGGCCAUGCCAAGAACGUUCGGGUUACGUGGUGACCUUGGUUCUCUGAGUGAAGAGACCAUCUCUCCACUCCGUUACAUAUUCCAUAUGUACGGGGUAACUCUUUAAGAUACCUUGCAGGAGACGGUGCCAGCUGUUAGAUAGAUCAAGUUCAAGUUUAUUAUAGCCAUUUCAACAGUAUAUAAAAUACAGUUGAUAGGAAUUUGUUUUGGUGUGCUCACAUGUAUUACACAGCAACAUAACAACACAACAUUACAAGACAGAAAGCCAAAACGGCACAUAAAUAACAAGGAGUACAACACUUAACACACAUGAAAAACACACAAUGCAUGGUUCACGGGGAAUGACAGCAGUAAAGUACAGUACAGUGGUGCAAAAACUGCAAGUGAGGUAGACCAUGGAGAUCUUAAAGACCUUAAAGUGCUUAGUGCUUGUUCAAGUGGCGUAUAGCUUGUAGAUAGGUACUAUCCCUAAAGCGUGUUGUUUUACUUGUGAUGCUUCUGUACCUCCUCCCUGAUGGUAAGAGUGUGAAUAAGUGGUGUGCUGGAUGAGAGGGGUCAGAGAUGAUGUUCCUAGUUUUCCUGGAAAUUCUGGUGUCAUAGUGCGAGCCUAUGGUAGGCAGACUACAGCCAAUGAUUUUAGAGGCCCAGCGUACUACCCUCUCAAGCUGUUGUUUGUCCUGGCUGGUAGCACUACCAUACCAGACCAGGAGGGAGAAGGUGAGCACGCUUUCGAUGGCUGCACGAUAAAAAUGGGUCAUGCCUGCCUGACUGACCCCAAACUUCCUCAGCUGACGGAGGAAGUAUAACCUCUGAUGGGAUUUGGAAAUAAUAAGACUAAUGUUGAGGUUCCAUGAUAGGGACUGGUGGAUAGUGGUGCCUAAGAAGCGGAAGGAGGAGACCCACUCCACAACUUGGCCAUUAAUGGAGAUGGGAAGGUGCUGGCCUGCCUUUUUCCUAUAGUCAAUGAUGAUUUCUUUGGUUUUGGUUGUAUUUAGUAUAAGGUUAUUGUCUUCACACCACUGCACCAGCUGUUCAACCUCAAUCCGGUAGGUAGAUUCCUCCCCACCAGAUAUGAGGCCUAUGACAGUGGUGUCAUCUGCAAACUUUAACAUUUGAACAGAUGCAGAGUUUGAUGUACAAUUAUUAGUGUACAGUGAAAAUAAUAGAGGUGACAAGACACACCCUUGUGGGGCGCCAGUGUUCAGAAUCCUUGGUGAUGACACAUUAUUUUUUAUUUUAACACACCGUUUCCUACUGGACAGGAAGUUUAAGAUCCACUGACAAAGUACAGCAUCAACUCCUGCAGCCUGGAGAAAAUUGUACAGUCUGACAGGAAUGAUGGUAUUAUUAAGCCGAGCUAAAAUCAAUGAACAGUACACGGGCAUAGGUGGACUUAGUGUUCAGAUGUUGCAGAAUGAAAUGUGUGCAAAGUGAAACUGCAUCGUCCACUCCCCUAUUAGCCCUGUAGGCAAAUUGGUGAGGGUCUAGCGUGAUGUACGUCAAGUACCUACAAACUAGGCGCUCAAGUACCUUCAUAACAACAGAAGUAAGUGCCACAGGCCUAUAGUCAUUAAGACAGGUUAUGUUUCUUUUCUUGGGCACUGGAAUGAUCAUAGCGGAUUUAAAACAUGCAGGUACCGUUGCUGUGUUAAGAGACCAGUUGAAAAUGUAAGUGAGUAUGGAGGCAAGCUGGUCUGCACAGCUCUUUAGAGUAGCUGGUGUCACACCAUCAGGCUCUACUGCUUUAUUGAUUUUCUGAUGCCGUAGCAGUCUACGGACAUCAUGCUCUAGGAUGGAAAAGGUAGAGUGCCCAUCCAACAGAGAAUGUUGGAGAGAACUAGUCUGGGCACCAUUGUUCUCAAAACGGCAGAAAAAGUCAUUAAGUCGCUCUGGCAGGGAGGAGUCACAGUCAAGAACGUGAUGUUUUGUCUUGUAGUCAGUGAUCGCCUGUAGGCCUUGCCAGACAUCCUUAAUGUUGUGAUCUGGAGUUUGUUUUCAAGUUUGAGUCUGUAGUUGGCUUUAGCUGUAUUAACUGCUUUCCGGAGUUUGUAUUUAAGUAGUAUGUAUUGCUCUUUGACCCCACAUUUAAAAGCGUCAUUUUUCUCCUUACACAGGCGCUUAACUUCCUUGUUAAACCAAGGCUUGGUGUUGCUGUAGAUAGUAACAGACUUGGUGGGGAUGCACACAGACUCGCAGAAACAGAUGUAGGACAUUACGCAGUCAGUGAAAGUAUCUAUAUCAUCCUGAUUCUCAGGUUUAAAAACAUCCCAGUCAGUGAUGUCAAAACAGUCCUGCAACAUAUCUAUAGCCCCAGGGGAGCUCCUCUUAACCCACUUAUUGGCUUAGAUGUCUUAAGUCUCUGUCUGUAUUUAGGAACAAGAAAUAUGGUGUUGUGGUCGGA